This is a messenger RNA of Aspergillus affinis, 3300 nucleotides long. RefSeq names its product 67 kDa myosin-cross-reactive antigen family protein. Gene Ontology annotation, molecular function: oleate hydratase activity; FAD binding; RNA-DNA hybrid ribonuclease activity. Gene Ontology annotation, biological process: fatty acid metabolic process. The coding region runs from base 1 to 3300 and encodes 1099 amino acids. The record is from RefSeq and is a predicted model, not a curated record. The transcript is spliced from 5 exons. NCBI's taxonomy places the organism in Eukaryota, Fungi, Ascomycota, Eurotiomycetes, Eurotiales, Aspergillaceae.
AUGUCGUCUCAAAGCAGUCUAAGCAGCGUUCCGCUACCGAUCCGUCCACCGGGUGAUACGGAUGCCUGGAUCCUGGGAUGUGGUCUCCCUUCGCUCACAGCUGCCGUUCACUUGAUCGAGGAGGCGAAGGUGCCGCCGAACCGAGUACAUAUCCUAGAGACGCUGAGCGUUGCGGGAGGGAGUACGGCUAACGGCGGUGAUGCGGAGAAUGGAUAUGAAUACCGCGCGGGCGCAAUGCCAGCGUUUAAUGAUGUGUGCGUCGAAGACUUAUUGUCGCUGGUACCGUCCAAGUCGCGCGAGGGAAAGACUGCUUUGGACGACAUACUCGAAUAUGAUCAGGCGCACCCGGUGGCAGAGGGAUCUGGGACCCGAUUUCUUACAGAAAAAGGCAAAAAGUUAUGUCGCAUUGCGACGAAGAGUGUUAAUCUGGGACUACGAGAUCGGAUGGAUCUUUUCAUGUUGACAUCAAAGACGGAGAACUCACUGGGACGAUCGCGCAUUCAGGAAUAUUUCAGCGAUGGCUUCUUUCGGAGUAAUUAUUGGUUGACGCUAGCCACAACAUUCGGUUUCCAGCCCUGGCACAGCGCUGCCGAAUUCCAUCGCUACGUCGGUCGAUUCAUGCAUGAUCUCCAUAACCUCAAUUGUCCUCGUCCGCUCGAUCGGGGACACUUCAAUCGACACGAUUCCAUAAUGUCCCCGGUUGCGCGAUUCCUCGAGUCUCGGGGCGUCGACUUUCAGUUCCAUACCACAGUAACAGAUAUCAUCAUGGAACCACGCAAUGAAUGCGGCCGGGUCGCAGCGAUCAAAUGCGUCAAAGACGGACAACCAGAGCACACCAUCACAUUAGGCGGCAAUGACAUCGUCAUCGUCUCGCUCGGAUCCAUCAUGUCCGGUUCAACGACGGGAACUAAUACAAAAUCUCCCUCGCUUGAACUGAUGGAGGUAGAAAAGGACCUCGACGAGAACUGGCUACUAUGGCUGGAGCUCAGCACCAAACACCCAAAGUUCGGGAACGCAUACAACUUUUGCACACGCAUGCAAGAAUCGAGACUUGAGACUUUCACCGUCACUCUGCGAUCUGAUACCUUCUUCAAGCGCUUCAUCGAAAUUACAGGCGACCAACCGGGCAGCGCGUCGUUCGUCACCCUUAAAGAUAGCAGCUGGUUGAUUAGCAUCAGCAUUCCCGAACAGCCUCUUUUCCCGGACCAGCCGUCCAACAUCCAAGUCUUCUGGGGCUAUGCCCUGCAUCCAGACAAGGAAGGAAACUUUAUAAAGAAGCCAAUGGUCAAUUGCUCCGGAGAGGAGAUCAUGACAGAGCUUCUCGGUCACCUCAGGCUUCCUGCCGAUGGGAUUCUUGACGAAAGCAUCACAAUUCCCUGCGUUGUUCCUCGUAUGACGGCUACACUACUCCCGCGAGCCACCGGUGACCGACCGCAUGUAAUACCAGAAGGCAUGACUAAUCUAGGCCUCGUCGGACAGUUUGUUGACAUGGAAGAUGAGGUCGUCGUGACGACUGAUUAUGGCGUCCGGGGUGCGCAGAUGGCGGUUUAUAGCUUGAUGGGGAUGGAUCGGAAAAUGCGAAAGUCGAAGCGAAGCUCAGCCAUCAACCUACUGGGCGUUCCCGCGUGGCAUGCGGCCUCUACGUGGUUUUCCACUAGCAUCAAAAUCAUGCUUGUAGUCCACUUUGAGCGAAUUCUUAAUCUUAGGCGAGGAGUAGGACGCUACAAUACGCCGAGCCACCUAGAGGUCGGUCAAUUUUGUAAACUUCAGUGGAAGCCCUCCACCGCGAACACGAAUGAUCAGGCACAGUCGGCUGGUCUUCAUGUGCAGACUCCUCGGAUGCAAACCCAGCCACUUCCUCCCCACGCCGGCGUGAAUGUUUCGCCCCCGCAGGCAUCGCCCUCGGACAAGACGACGCCGACGAAAACUACCCUCGUCAAGACGCUUCCAACAGUGCGAGACCACACUACGGACCAACUCAACGACGAGGGAGAUGAGUACACCCCCAAAGAAUUCGAUGAACCAGAAAUACGCAAAUGUGUACAAAUAUUUGUCAUCCCCCUUGCGAUGAAGAGAAGCCCAGCGGAGAUAAAACGGUCAGGGUGGUCCCCCAUGGAGGCGCUGAAGUGGAGGAAGGGGGUCCCCCUAUGGACCGGAAGCCGAAGUUUGGCUACGUGGGAGUCCCGAAAGGCGCACGUGCUCGCCCCGUGGGAGCUCCCACUCAACUGCGUGAUCAAGGGAGCGGACAGCGCAGUCCAGGAACACGACAGGAUCUGCCAGGAAAGCCGGAGGCAGAUCUGGUACUCUGACGGCAGCGGCUUUAACGGCCACGUAGGGGGCGCUGCAGUCUCGAAUCGGACCGGGAAGGUCCGCAAGAAAUACCUAGGAGCUGCGGCUGACUCCACUGUGUACGUGGGGGAGCUAGAGGGGGUCAAAAUGGCCCUGAAGUGGGCAGAGGCUGCCCCGAUCACAGUCUUUUCAGAUAGUCAGGCGGCCAUUCGAGCCGUGCAGAACCCUGGCCGACCAUCAGGCCAGUACGUACUACGGGCUAUCUACGAGAGGAUCAGGUCCCUGAGAGACGGGGGCCUGCAGCAGGGAGAUAUGGAGCUGCGCUGGAUCCCGGCGCAUAUCGGUGUAGAAGGGAAUGAACGGGCUGACGAGGCAGCCAAACGAGCCGCGAUAAAGGGGAUUGAAUUAAGCUCAGUAGGGCCAAGGGAGCUGGCCGCUCGGCUAAUCACGAGGCUCGCAGCUGCAGCCAAAACUGACGUCCGCCGGAGAAUCCAGGCGCAGUGGGCGAAGUGGUGGGAGCGACAACAGGUUGGAAAACCUACCAAACGGCUGAUUCCGAAGCCGAAUAAGAAGGUCUUAAGGAUGUACGAGGGCCUGAGCAAGCCCCAGACUUCUAUAAUCAUCCAGAUGCGCACUAUGAGGAUCGGAUUGAGGCAUUUUCUCUUCAAGAUAAAGCAGGUCGACUCCGACCGCUGCGGGUGUGAAUUAGGUUCUCAAACGCCUAAACACGUCCUUAUGGAGUGCUCGCUGCACCUCGCCAGUCGAAGAAUAAUGAUGGAACGUCUCGACUCUAUCGAGGGACUGCGUGGGCGUAUACAGGACUACGACGCAGUCAUGAACCACCCGCAGGCGAUACGCUACCUCGCCGAUUUCAUGCAACGAACAGGCCUCCUACAGCAGUUCCGAUCCGCCACGUUUAACGACGAGAAGGACAAGGAGGUCCCGGAACCCAGCACCCUCCUAGAGGGACUCGAUCUAAACGAGGAAGACGAUGGUUAUAUUGAACACUAA